This is a messenger RNA of Diaporthe amygdali, 336 nucleotides long. RefSeq names its product cytochrome P450 monooxygenase. The coding region runs from base 1 to 336 and encodes 111 amino acids. NCBI's taxonomy places the organism in Eukaryota, Fungi, Ascomycota, Sordariomycetes, Diaporthales, Diaporthaceae. The transcript has a single exon. Gene Ontology annotation, molecular function: monooxygenase activity; heme binding; iron ion binding. The record is from RefSeq and is a predicted model, not a curated record.
AUGGCAGAAUGGCAGGAAAUAUUUCUCCUCCACCUCAUACCUCAGAUCGUGGCGCAGGUUUCCUCUCGGGUGUUCGUGGGCCAAGAUCUGUGCCGCAAUCCACAAUGGCUUCGAAUCGCGGUCAACUACACCACCGACUCUGUGGUGGCCGCAAGGGUGAUCACCCGGUGGCCGAGGGUCUUGCAGCCCCUUGCCCAUUGGUUCAUUCCGGAUUGCCGAAAGGUGCGCCAGCACGUCAAGGUAGCCCGACAGCUCAUGAGGCCGUUCAUCCAGCAGAGACUGCAGGAGAGGCAGAACAAGGAAACCCCGAAGGAAGCCAGGGAUGCUAUUGAGUGA